Gasterosteus aculeatus aculeatus (three-spined stickleback) is the source of this 2513-nucleotide messenger RNA. RefSeq names its product scavenger receptor class A, member 5 (putative) (gene scara5). Gene Ontology annotation, molecular function: ferritin receptor activity; serine-type endopeptidase activity. Gene Ontology annotation, cellular component: plasma membrane. NCBI's taxonomy places the organism in Eukaryota, Metazoa, Chordata, Actinopteri, Perciformes, Gasterosteidae. Gene Ontology annotation, biological process: iron ion transmembrane transport; zymogen activation. The record is from RefSeq and is a predicted model, not a curated record.
CUCAGCUCGGUGGCUCCUACAGAGCUGAGCGCCACCGACGGGGACUGAGCGCGUGGUGCGUGUAUUUGAUGCCGUCUUGGAGUUACGUCACGACGCAACUUUGUCAAGGGAAUUAUGAGAAACGUGGAGCUGUGAUUUGUUGUUUCUUCAAUUGACAGCUGCAAAGUCAGAGGAGAUGGAGAACAAGGCCAUGUAUCUGAGCACAUAUGAAGAGAGAGAGAGCGGCUCCAUGUACGAAGAGGCCUACGAUGGACACAACUUGUCCAAACUCAACCUUUGUGAUGAAGGUUCUGGUAAGCGACGCAGGAAGCAGGAUCCGUGCUGUGCUCACAUGAACUCCCUCUCAGCCAUCAAGUACGCCAUCGUUGCCCUCUACGUCCUGGUUUUUCUCACCAUCUUUGGACUCUGCCUGGCAGUGUCUCAUUCCCAGCUGUCUUCUAAACGGCAGGAGGUGCUGAUGGAGAACGCGACCCGGCUUUCUGAGCGCUCUCGGUCGCUCCAGCCGACGCUGGACGAGGCGUCCACUCAGGCCGACCUGCUGGAGAACAUCUGGAAACUGGAGAAUCUCUUCACAAAUCACAGCGAAUGGUUUCAGAGGCUAGAGACCCUCAUUAAGGGCCUGGAGGUGGAGCUGAGGAGCAUUCAGGCUCACUCCCUUCAGUCAGAGGGCUACCUGGUACAGCUGGACGACAGGUUGUCGUCCCUGAGCAGCUCCACAGGCAGGAACCUGACAGGCCUGAGUGCAGAGGUGUCCCGGGCCUCCACCUGGCUCCAAGACCAGGACCUCCUCUUCAGGGAAACCUCAGGAAAGGUGAGCAGACUGAGAGAGAAACUGGACGAGGUCAAUUGGACGGUGGGAGCUGUCAAUCACACCUUCAGCAACGACAUCAGUAUUCACCACCUGAAGAUACAAGACUUGCAGAUACAGAUCAGCAACAUAACAGAGGACACCAGCAGUUUAUGGGUGACCCACGUCCACACAGAGGCUCAGCUGAGGAACGAGAUGGAAAUCCUCAACACAAUUACAGAGGACCUCCGUCUGAAGGACUGGGAGCACUCGUUGGUCCUGAAGAACCUCACCAUAUUUGAAGGCCCUCCAGGGCCAAAAGGAGAGAAGGGUGAUAACGGACCAUUGGGGCCCCCCGGGGCUCCUGGGUUGACAGGCCUGCGAGGGUUUACAGGAGAAAAAGGGAUCCAGGGCAACCAGGGAAUUAAAGGGUCAGUCGGAGUCAGCGGUUUCCAUGGAGAAAAGGGGGAAAUUGGGCCUGCUGGUCCCAGAGGUGACAGAGGAGAAAGAGGGUUGAAGGGAGAAAAGGGUGACAGAGGGGAGAAAACAGUGGAGGAGACACUAGUGCGGCUGGUGAACGGGUCAGGCCCUCAUGAAGGCCGUGUGGAGGUGUUCCAUGAACGGCGCUGGGGUACUGUGUGUGACGACGUCUGGGACAAAAAGGAUGGAGCCGUGGUGUGCAGGAUGCUGGGAUACGGAGGAGUCGCUGAGGUCCAUAAGACAGGACGCUUCGGACAGGGUAGUGCUUUGAUCUGGAUGGAUGACGUGGCGUGCGUUGGGACCGAAGACACCAUCCACCAGUGUAAGUUUUCUGGCUGGGGCAAAACCAACUGUGGCCACGUGGAGGAUGCUGGUGUGACGUGCGUUGUCUGAAACCUCCACGAUGCUGCAACGGCCGCACGCCCCCCCACGCAGUGCCUUCAACUUUCAAGAAGCCACGAGACGCACAGCGUCGCACCAUCGGCAGUGUGAUGUUUUUUUUACCUGCGGGAAAAGUGACAAACUUCCAUGUUGUGCAUGAAUCUGCAGCUUUCUUAGAAGUUCAUGAGUUAACAUUUGAUAGUUUUAGCUACGAGACUGGAUCUUGGGAGCAAGGAAAAUGAUAACACUUUUGAGCAUGUUUGAGGAACCACUUGAACUGGGGUCGACGGUACGACAGGACGUCUUCAGUGGAGGCCGGAGGUCAGCCUGCAAAAGCUGCAUCUGCCCUCAGAGGCUCUUAUGGGGCGCAGGUUUACUGCUUGGACCUCGUUUGGGAAUUAGAACAUGAUCCAACAACUUCCCCCUCUCAGCGCCAAGUUUCAAGUUUUUGCAGAAGUUGACAACCUGUUCCUUCAUUUACAGGCAGCUGCUUUUCACAGUAUCAUCGAGCAAUGGCUUUUGAAUGAUGAUGAACAUACACCGUUUUGACCUCCUACACACCAUCAUUAGCUAAGAAUCAAUCCUUUGUUGAUUAGUAGGUCAAAAAUAAAGGUUAAAAAAUGCACCUUUUUUGCUAUUUUUAGGGUGGCCUGUAGAGAUUUAUUCCCAAAACAGAUUGCAUGUACCCAUGAGGUCCAACCAUUGUCACGGAAAUUUCCUUCCGCGGACACAUUUCACCGAAGCAUUGUUCGCUUCCAUGUUUGCUAGUUAGCAGUCUUCUUCUUCCUUGGCUUUUUUGGCAAAGUACUUUGUUUCUAUGUGCAUUACUAACAAAGCUGUAUUUUUUCCGCUCUCCUCUGAUAUU